GGUCGCCGCCCAGCUCCGGCACUCGUGCGCGUACCAGUCAGUGGCGGAGGGCGGUGCUCGCUUGUCGCCCAGGCAGCCGUACACGGCGAGAACGCGCGGGGCGGCCUCGGCUGCGUCCGGGCAAUCCAGUGCGUGGUUCCGCCGUACCCCUCUCCACGACCUCGUUCGAGCAUGUUUCCCAAGGCCCAGGUGAGACGGAUUCUGCAGCGGGUGCCCGGGAAGCGGCGAUUCGGCAUCUACCGGUUCCUGCCCUUCUUUUUUGUCCUGGGAGGGACGAUGGAGUGGAUCAUGAUUAACAUACGCGUGGGCCAGGAGACUUUCUAUGAUGUCUACCGUAGAAAAGCCUCAGAAAGACAGUAUCAGAGAAGGCUGGAAGAUGAAUGAGACUGAACUUCAGCAGUCAAUAAAGUCAAUAUGAAUUUUUA
Messenger RNA from Cebus imitator (Panamanian white-faced capuchin), 425 nucleotides. It is a transcript of the gene SMIM4, whose product is annotated as small integral membrane protein 4. The record is from RefSeq and is a predicted model, not a curated record. The transcript is spliced from 2 exons. Bases 172 to 384 code for a protein of 70 amino acids. Lineage: Eukaryota; Metazoa; Chordata; Mammalia; Primates; Cebidae.